UCUCAAUGACACUGGAAGCACAACAAACCGGUUGAUGGUGCCCAUAUAGUAUCCUAGAGAGUCCAGAGCAAUACUUAAUUAUGAAGUGAAGACGGUCAGAUUGGAUAAAUAAAGCGAUUCUUAAGUGUAUCCAUCGGUAAGGAAACUGAGAAAUGGAUACCCUAAUUCCCGUCAUCAAUCGUCUGCAAGAGGUCUUCCUCACUGUUGGGGCAGACGUCAUUCAGCUUCCACAGAUAGUGGUAGUUGGAUCACAGAGCAGCGGGAAGAGUUCGGUGCUGGAAAGCCUGGUCGGACGUGACUUUCUACCUCGGGGAUCAGGAAUAGUCACGCGGCGUCCCCUAGUGUUACAGCUGAUUAACGUACCCCCGCUGGAGGAGAGAAAACAGCAAGAGAACGGAAAUGGGGUAAAACAAAACGCCCCAAACAACUUCACAGGAAUCAAAGCCGAGGAAUGGGGAACCUUCCUUCACUGCAAGAACGAGAUAUUUGCAGAUUUUCAGGAAAUUCGCAAGGAAAUUGAAGAGGAAACCGAGCGAAGCUCUGGCGGUAAUAAGGGAAUCAGCCCUGAGCCCAUCUAUCUGAAGAUUUUCUCUCCUAAAGUCCUUAAUCUCACUCUGGUGGAUUUGCCAGGAAUUACCAAGGUUCCAGUAGGGGACCAACCAGAGGACAUUGAAGCCCAGGUACAAGAGAUGAUCCUGUCUUUCAUCUCCAAUCCCAACUCCCUGAUACUGUCAGUGUCUCCUGCCAACUCGGACUUGGCCACCUCUGACGCUCUCAAACUGGCUCGCGAGGUCGACCCAGAUGGUCGCAGGACUCUGCUGGUGGUCAGCAAGCUGGAUCUGAUGGACGCUGGGACGGACGCCCUGGAGGUCCUACUGGGGAGGGUAAUCCCCGUCAGGCUCGGCAUUGUGGGAGUGGUCAACCGGAGCCAGCACGACAUCAACACCCAGAAGAGCCUGGAGGACUGUGCCAGGGACGAGCAGGCCUUCCUCCAGCGCCACUACCCCUCGCUGGCCUCGCGCUGCGGCUCCCGCUACCUGGGCCGCACGCUCAGCCGCCUGCUCAUGCAUCACAUCCGCGACUGCCUGCCCGAGCUGAAGAGGCGCGUGACGCUGCUCAGCUCCCAGUACCAGGCCCGCCUCGGCGACUACGGCCAGCCUGUGGAGGACCACAGCGCCACCUUCCUGCAGAUCGUCACCAAGUUCGCCAGCGACUACUGCAACACCAUCGAGGGCACCGGCAGGCACAUCCAGACCACUGAGCUCUGUGGGGGGGCCCGGAUCUGCUACAUAUUCCAUGAGACCUUUGGCCGCACGCUGCAGUCCAUAGACCCCCUGGGAGGUCUGACUGAGCUCGACAUUCUCACUGCCAUCCGCAACGCCACGGGCCCGCGGCCAGCCCUCUUCGUACCAGAGGUGUCCUUUGAGCUGCUGGUGAAGAGGCAGAUGAAGCGGCUGGAGGAGCCCAGCCUGCGCUGCGUGGAGCUGGUCCACGAGGAGCUCCAGAGGAUCAUCCAGCACUGCUCCUCCUACAGCACCCAGGAGCUCCUGCGGUUUCCCAAGCUUCACGACUCCAUCGUGGAGGUGGUGACCAGUCUUCUCAGGAAACGCCUGCCUAUCACUAAUGAGAUGGUCCACAACUUGGUGGCCAUUGAGCUGGCUUACAUCAACACGAAGCACCCAGACUUCACUGAUGCAGCCCAGGUCUCCGCAUCAGUCAACAGCCAACAGGCGGAGGGCCUUGAUGGAGGAAAGCGCUGGAAGAACGAGGGGACGGAGGAGAAGGCUGCGGGGCCGUUCGGCAGCCCCAGUAGAGGCCAGGCCAUCAACCUGCUGGACACGGCGGUCCCCGCGUCCCGCAAGCUGACCUCCAGGGAGCAGAGGGACUGUGAGGUCAUCCAGCGCCUCAUCAAAUGUUACUUCCUCAUCGUCCGCAAGAGCAUCCAGGACAGUGUCCCUAAGACGGUGAUGCACUUCCUGGUGAACUUUGUGAAGGAGCACCUGCAGAGCGAGCUGGUGGGCCGGCUGUACAAGCAGCCCCUGCUGCAGGAGUUGCUCAUCGAGUCCCAGGACACGGCGCAGCAGAGGACCGAGGUGGCCCAGAUGAUGGAGGCCCUCCGAAAAGCCAGCAACAUCAUCUCCGAGAUCCGAGAGACACACUUGUGGUAGCCCGAGCCGUCGGACCAAUCCCCUCUGACGGCAGUGUGAGUGUACUGUGUGUGUGUGUCUACAGAUCGAGAACGCGUGUAUGGCAAUACCAUUGAUCUCUCACUGACCAGUGGUAGUGAGCCACCUGUGCUCUCUGUGUGUCCCCUGGCCUUCUGGCCGAGGGAUCGGGACCAUCCCUGUGUCUCUGUGAAUGGAGACCAGCUGAACACUCAGGCCAGACAGGUCCAUAAGGCCUUAGCCAGGUGGACGAGACACCCAAGAUCAAAAAUAACGCAAGAGCAUCAAUGUCUGUCUACAUGGUUUUGUUUUUGGUAAAUAGUGCUUGAAAAUGUAUAUAUAUAUAAUGUGGGGGUCCAUUUGGAGUUUUUUCCAUAGCACAAGUUACCCGUGUGCACCGGUGUGUGUGUGUGUGUUCUAUUUGCAUAAUCUGUCAUUGUGUCGGAUGUCCUGGAAAGAUGAUCCGCCAGUCGAUAUAAACAACAAUCCAAGAUUCAAAACAAUAUGAUCAUGCUCAGUUAGCAGAUACUGUUUUCUUCUAUCAAAGUUCCUAGCAACAUCAAAUCUAUAGACGAGUAUCACGUUUACAUAUCAAUCCCUGUGUACGGUUGCACUGUGUUUGUUAAUUAUAUAGGAGUAUUCGUCCUUAUAUACGAGGUAACACUGCCCUAGAAGCCCCACUCUGCAAAUGUUCAGCUUGCGGUCAUCCUGUUUUACACAGUCGUUCAACAGAGGAUUAAACUCGACAAGCUUGUGAGAUGUUCAAGAGCUAACUCUGAAUUAAAGGCACUGAUUGGAGGGUGACAUGAGAAGGACGUGAAGGAGCAGUUUGUGAACUUGCAUAUCAUUGUAGAUCCAUUUUCUCUGAGUUCUGUGAAGUGAAGUGUUGACUCCCUGAUUCCUCUGAGCUCAGGCCAUGGGCAGAAACGAGCUGAGGCAUAGAGACGAGGAAUUGUUGCUCUUCAGUAUAACCCUUGAUAUAUGAUCCGUAGCCCCUUAGCAUGGCUUAGUAGUGGAUGUGUUCGGAAGUACAAGUACCUCCUUUCCUUGUGUAAAUUAGGAAGGGUUUCGAACCCAGAUUAUUUGACGUUUUAGUUUGUUCUUGAAGCCAAAUAUCGGGGGGGAAAAAGAGAAAAAGGGGUUGACAACAGAGAAAGACACGCCUUAAACAGACUGCCACCAAGAACCAUCCGCAGGAAAACACUUGACUUUGUCAUUGUCAGUGCGAGCACAGCGUGUAUUAUUCAGGAGUCUGUCUUCCUGGCAGAAGAAGAAGAAGGAUAUGUUUAUGCAUGACUGUAUGCCUGUUUGUCCGAAUGAUUGCAAUUUGUGUUUUUUUUUAUAUGAUUUAAAUGUAAAUUAUGUUACAUCUUUUGUCAACUGCCUGAAAGUGCUUGCCUGCCAAUAUUUGUGAUACAUGUUGAUUAAAUGAAGUGAGUUCAAACUGCACGGACUCAAUAAACAA
Osmerus eperlanus (European smelt) is the source of this 3630-nucleotide messenger RNA. RefSeq names its product dynamin-1-like protein. Gene Ontology annotation, cellular component: microtubule; cytoplasm; membrane. The transcript is spliced from 18 exons. The coding region runs from base 153 to 2168 and encodes 671 amino acids. Gene Ontology annotation, molecular function: GTP binding; GTPase activity; microtubule binding. The record is from RefSeq and is a predicted model, not a curated record. Gene Ontology annotation, biological process: mitochondrial fission. Lineage: Eukaryota; Metazoa; Chordata; Actinopteri; Osmeriformes; Osmeridae.